CAAUACACAGUUGUCAUUUAAAAAAGAAAUAUUUUUAUACCGACAAUAUUUAUUCUUAUUCUUGUGAUUUUUAAAUUGUUAUUAAUUACGAUGUCGGGCCAAGUUCAACCAUUUCCAGUGGAGAAGGAAUACGAGAAGAAUCCUGACAUUUCUCGAGAAGACAUCAAGAAGUUGCGAGAAUGGCUGAAGACGCAGCCACAUUUACCAGAAGAAUACAUAACAGAUUUGGAUCUUGUACUGAUUUUCUUCUGUUGCGAGAAAAGUGCUGAGGUAUCUAAGCAAGUUCUCGAUCUCCACUUCACGCUCCGUACUCUCCUCACCGUUUGGUUCAAGGACCGAGAAGUGGAUAAGAAAAUCAUCAAUGCUAUGAAUACUAUCCUGGUAACACCUCUCCCAACGCCUACAGUCAACGGUUACAAAGUUAUUUACAGUCGCCUGAUAGACGCGGACCCUAAGCGUUAUAUGUUUGGUGACAUCAUCCGCGCGUUCAUGAUGAUCUUCGAUCUUUUGCAGUACGAAGAAGGAACAUGGCCGGGUUUCGUUUUGUUAAUAGACAUGGAUCUUAGCAGCGUGGGACACUUAGCCAGGAUAGAUUUAUCGUUAUUGAAACAAGUUCUGUUCUUCCAUCAGGAAUGUAUGUUAGUUAAGUUGAAAGAAUUGCAUUUCUUAAACGCACCGUACUUCAUGGAUAAGGUGAUGACGAUGCUAAAGCCGUUCAUGAAGAACAGUUUAAUGAACAUCAUCAAAGUACACGAAAGAGGUUCCGACUCCCUCUACCAAUAUGUGCCGAAAGAUUCUUUCCCGAAAGAGUCAGGAGGAAAGUAUAAAGACAACAUAACUUUAAGAGAUGAGAUCAUACGCCGUUUAGAAAAUAACAAGCAAUAUUUCAUGGAAGAAAAUCGGAGGCGCGUGAACGAAUCAUUGCGUCCAAGCGGCAAGAAAACUAUUGAAGAUUUAUUCGGCAUACAGGGCAGCUUUAAAAAAUUAGAUAUAGACUGAACAUU
This is a messenger RNA of Nymphalis io (European peacock), 1004 nucleotides long. RefSeq names its product clavesin-1-like. The coding region runs from base 91 to 999 and encodes 302 amino acids. NCBI's taxonomy places the organism in Eukaryota, Metazoa, Arthropoda, Insecta, Lepidoptera, Nymphalidae. The transcript is spliced from 7 exons. Gene Ontology annotation, cellular component: membrane. The record is from RefSeq and is a predicted model, not a curated record. Gene Ontology annotation, molecular function: phosphatidylinositol bisphosphate binding.